AUGUUUUAUUUUGUAAAAAAGGUAGCAUUACUCUACGGUUUGUUGUGGGUGACCUAUCAAACGGUUGCUCAAGAGAAUCGGUUAACGUGUGGUAGACGCAAGGUGAAAUCGGCAUACCUUAUACAUAAUGGCAUUGAUGCUAAAGUCGGUCACUGGCCGUGGCAUGCAGCGAUCUUUCAUCGAAAUGGCGAGCAGAAUGAGUACGCUUGCGGUGGAGCGGUUAUUGACGAGAACACUAUUCUCACUGCGGCUCACUGCAUCUACACAUCGAGCGGAAUAUUACCAACAAACUUGAUAUCUGUUCAUCUUGGAAAGUCGAACCUCAAGGAAGAGAACGAAUAUACACAAAUUCACGGUGUGCAUGAACUUAUUGUACAUCCAAAGUACAGCUCCUCGAGUAUUAUCAACGACAUUGGUUUGAUCAAGCUGAGUUCGAACAUAACGAUGAACAAGUAUGUGCAACCCGUCUGCCUAUGGACAAUGGACAGCAAUCAGAAGUUGAUCGAGGGCACAAACGGAAUCAUCGUGGGAUUUGGUAAAAACGAGUAUGAUCUUGUAUCGGAGCAGCUCAAACAGGUUUUAAUUGGUGUGAUCGAUCCGUUGACGUGCAUCGCAAGUGAUCGCGUAGUGUUCGGUACGCAUCUUACAUCCGAAAUCUACUGUGGAAAAGGACAGAUGGGAGUGGGUGCAUGCAAUGGAGAUAGCGGUGGCGGUAUGUUCUUUGAAGUCGGUGGCAAAUGGUUUGUGAGAGGCUUGGUAUCGUUUAGUCCGCUGCGUGGAAAUAUCGGACUGUGUGAUCCACUCAAGUACACCGCCUAUACCGAUGUGGCCCAGUACCUAGAAUGGAUUAAGCAGUAUAUUGAUCAGCGAGUGUUAUCCUUCGAGAACGACGUACUGGAUAUAGAUUAUGAGGAAAAGCUACGACUGUUCAACUUUGGUACUUGCGGUGUGAAAUCUUCAACUAUGCUAAAUGAUGGAUCGAGCUGGACGCUUCCCUGGCUUGGAUUUGUUAUCGUGUCUGGAGCUGCUGACAAUCUCCGCAGUGCAAGAUGUGUGGUGACAUUAAUAAGCGAUUGGUACGCGAUUGGUCCUGCACAUUGUUUUGCUAACGACGGUAUCGAACGAUCAAUUCUACUCGGAGGACCAUCGGAAUCGACAAAAUCAGAAUGUUUUGAUCGUCAUGGAAGCACACAAUGUACUCAUCCGACCCAAACGGUGCAGAUUGAAAGAAUUAUCACCCAUCCGAAGUACGAUAGCAAUAACUUUGGGAAUAAUAUAGUGCUGAUUGAGUUGCUGGAAGCUGCCAAUACAACACAGCCGAACGUGAAGCCCAUCUGUGUAUCAGCUAUUCCAGAGCUACGAACAAAUGAGAUGACCAACUUAUCCGUGGCAACCUACUCAAGGCGAACGACCACAUAUGGAGAUCAAGCUGUACACCAAACCAGCACAGAAGAAUGUAUGGAUCGGUACGCUGACUUAGGGUUGACCAUCAGUUGGAAAAACAUGAGAUUCUGUGCACGAACGGCAACCAAUGAUAACCCGGACUGUGUUUCCCUGAAGAGUGGUGCUCCAUUACAUCAGUUGCGUUCGCUUGGGGGAUCGGAACGAUAUUUCUUACGUGGGUUUGAAAUAUUAGGCCUCGCUUGUACAUCAGGAACACCACCAGCAUACAACAACAUUAAUGAAUAUCUGGACUGGAUAUUAUAUAACAUGAGAAACGAAAUACUAGCUACAGUGGAUUCCGUGAAUAAUUCAAAACCUAGCAUAGCUAAACAAACUCUCGAAAUGGAAUGGAGCAUGUUGCAGCAGCAGCCGGGAAAUGAAAAGAUGCAUCUGUUCGAUAUGAACAGCUGUGGUUUAGCUCGCACGCGCAACCAGAACUUGGGACAGGUAACUGUCAUGCCGUGGAUAGGAUUCUUAGAAACGGUAGAAAUUGUCACCGAUGCGUACCCUACGGAAAGAAGUAUAGCAGUGCUCAUAAGCGAAUGGUAUGCAUUGACCCCGAAACGUAGUGUACAAAACGGUGCUGUUUGGUAAGUGCUUUAACAUAGCGUGAAAAUGUCCAAUGUUUGAUGCGUCUGUUUUCCGUUUCAGGCGAUCA
Messenger RNA from Anopheles coluzzii, 2101 nucleotides. RefSeq lists its product as uncharacterized. The record is from RefSeq and is a predicted model, not a curated record. The coding region runs from base 1 to 2037 and encodes 678 amino acids. Gene Ontology annotation, molecular function: serine-type endopeptidase activity. Lineage: Eukaryota; Metazoa; Arthropoda; Insecta; Diptera; Culicidae. Gene Ontology annotation, biological process: proteolysis. The transcript has 3 exons.